Penicillium vulpinum is the source of this 576-nucleotide messenger RNA. Its product is annotated as S-(hydroxymethyl)glutathione synthase. Gene Ontology annotation, biological process: formaldehyde catabolic process. Gene Ontology annotation, molecular function: zinc ion binding; S-(hydroxymethyl)glutathione synthase activity. The transcript has a single exon. NCBI's taxonomy places the organism in Eukaryota, Fungi, Ascomycota, Eurotiomycetes, Eurotiales, Aspergillaceae. Bases 1 to 576 code for a protein of 191 amino acids. The record is from RefSeq and is a predicted model, not a curated record.
AUGGCACCCUCUAUCCAUCCUCUCAUCGACAAUGGCAUCACACCAGGCUCCAGUACAUUCUCUGGUGGAAAGCUCCACUGUCACUGCACCUCCGACCAGGUCGAGAUCACUCUGAAUAGCAAUGUUGCCCACAACCACGCCUGUGGCUGCUCUAAGUGCUGGAAGCCACCCGGUUCUCUCUUCUCCAUCGUUGGCGUUGUACCCCGAGACGCUGUCUCAGUCACAGCAAAUGCUUCGAAGCUUUCAAUUGUGGACAAAGAAGCUACCAUUCAACGUAAUGCCUGCAAAGUCUGCGGUGUGCACCUCUUCGGGCGUAUCGAGAGAGAUCAUCCUUUUAGGGGACUAGACUUUGUACACGUGGAGUUGUCUGAUGAAAAGGGCUGGCAGGAACCACAAUUCGCCGGCUUCGUCUCGUCCAUCAUUGAACAGGGUUCCCACCCAAAAGAAAUGGAUGAAGUGAGAGCCAAAUUCAAGGCCGUUGGAUUGCAGACAUACGACGUGCUGUCGCCGGUGCUAAUGGACCUGAUCUCCACUUUUACAGCUCAGAAGUCCGGCAUCAGAUUUGCCAAUUUGUGA